Juglans regia (Persian walnut) is the source of this 1253-nucleotide messenger RNA. Its product is annotated as peroxisome biogenesis protein 22-like. Gene Ontology annotation, biological process: peroxisome organization. Lineage: Eukaryota; Viridiplantae; Streptophyta; Magnoliopsida; Fagales; Juglandaceae. The record is from RefSeq and is a predicted model, not a curated record. The transcript has 8 exons. The coding region runs from base 172 to 993 and encodes 273 amino acids.
AAAGAAAUGUAAAAAUCCCCGUCAAAAGACAUUCUCUCUCUCCUUUCGUUCGUUGACGCGAAGCCUAAUCUCUCUCUCUCUCGUGUCUCCAAAAUCUGAAUUCUGCAAGCGAUGGACUUGAGAAUUUAGUCGCUCUCGACGUUUGUUUGUUAACUUUGAUUGGGUUCGGCCAUGGCGGAGUCCUCCAAACAAGAGCUGGUCCAGCUUAUGAAGCGCUUUGGGGCUUAUCUCACCGUCAAGAUUUCCAAACUCCUCCCUAUCUCGCUCCAGAACCUGAAUUCACGAUCUGUUGGGGCCAUUGCGGGGCUUGCUAUUGCAAUAGUCUUCACUUGGAGGCUUUUGAGAUCACCUAAUCAACCUCGAAGAAGGCAACCCAAACGGCAAGCCGGUACACCUAGCAGUUCUGGUGUUAAUACGCUUUCGAAUGCAAAUCCACUACUUCCUGGAAUUUCUUCAUCCUUGGAGAAUUCGAGAGCGCAAAAUGUUGUUGAUGAGUUCUUUCAGUCGGUAAAGCCAACUUUGGGGCAAAUUGUAAGGCAGAAACUGAGUGAGGGAAGAAAGGUAACCUGUCGUUUAGUCGGAGUGAUCCUCGAGGAAAGUAGUCCAGAGGAGAUCCAGAAACAAGCUACUGUAAGGUCCUCUGUGCUGGAAGUACUGUUGGAAAUCACGAAAUUUUGUGAUCUUUAUCUUAUGGAAACAGUUUUGGAUGAUGAAAGUGAAAAAAAGGUUCUUCUGGCUUUAGAAGAUGCUGGGGUUUUCACAUCUGGUGGUCUGGUCAAAGACAAGGUUCUUUUCUGUAGUACAGAGAUUGGUCGGUCAUCUUUUGUACGGCAAUUGGAACCAGAUUGGCAUAUUGACUCAAAUCCUGAAAUCAUUUCACAGUUAGCUAGAUUCAUCAAAUAUCAACUUCACAUAUCUCCUACCAAACCCGAACGGACUGCCCCGAAUGUAUUCAGCGCCCCAUCCUUGGAACAGUUCUUUGGAUGUGUCUAAUUCUGAAAACCAGUAAAAAGGUGCAAAUAUAAUUUGAACUUUUGUUAGGUUGUCUUUCUCCCUUCUAAAUUUUCCCCGUACCUCAAGUUUCUGCUCGAUACAGCAGAAUGUUCUUUGGGUACUCAUACGGUUGGUAUUCAGACGAAAACUUUGUAGUCCUCCAAUGUUCUUUAAAAUUUGUGUAAUAGAUUUGGUCCACAUUCAAACUUGGACAUCGGAAAUUUAAUCAAAUGGAUGCUGUUUGUAUCGUAUUCCAAAAA